Messenger RNA from Carassius carassius (crucian carp), 1101 nucleotides. RefSeq names its product hairy-related 6 (gene hes1). The record is from RefSeq and is a predicted model, not a curated record. Gene Ontology annotation, biological process: Notch signaling pathway; negative regulation of neuron differentiation; regulation of neurogenesis. The transcript has 4 exons. Gene Ontology annotation, molecular function: protein dimerization activity; RNA polymerase II cis-regulatory region sequence-specific DNA binding; DNA-binding transcription factor activity, RNA polymerase II-specific. Lineage: Eukaryota; Metazoa; Chordata; Actinopteri; Cypriniformes; Cyprinidae. Bases 259 to 1071 code for a protein of 270 amino acids. Gene Ontology annotation, cellular component: nucleus.
AAGUUUCACACGAGCCGUUCGCGUGCAGUCGGAGAUAUAAAUAAGACCAACACGACGCUGAGACAGACAGUUGCUACGACCGCUGGCAAACGGUGAAAUCAGAGACUGUGACAUCAUUGCCGCACCAGUUGAACUCGGGACACUUCGUGCGGAUAUCCAUUCAUAUCUGGAACUGUAUCUGCCUACAGCGUUCAGUCUAGUACAAGACACAGGAAGAUUUCUUUUUAAACAGAUCUCAAAGGAUACUUCCCAGAGAAGAUGCCUGCCGAUAUCAUGGAAAAAAACUCAUCUUCUCCGGUUGCCGCGACUCCGGCGAGCAUGAACACUACACCUGACAAACCCAAAACUGCUUCUGAGCACAGAAAGUCUUCUAAACCUAUUAUGGAGAAAAGAAGAAGAGCGCGAAUCAACGAAAGCUUGGGUCAGCUGAAAACGCUAAUCUUGGAUGCUCUGAAAAAAGAUAGCUCCAGACAUUCUAAACUUGAGAAAGCGGACAUCCUGGAGAUGACCGUGAAACAUCUUAGAAAUAUGCAGCGGGUGCAAAUGACCGCUGCCCUGAACACGGAUCCCACCGUUCUUGGGAAAUACAGAGCUGGAUUCAGUGAAUGCAUGAACGAGGUGACCCGGUUCCUGUCCACCUGUGAAGGGGUUAACACCGAGGUCAGGACCCGGCUGCUGGGUCACUUAGCCAGCUGCAUGACACAGAUCAACGCCAUGAAUUAUCCAACACAGCACCAGAUACCUGCCGGGCCUCCUCACCCAUCCUUCAGUCAGCCAAUGGUUCAGAUCCCCAGCGCGAAUCAGCAAGCCAACGUUGUGCCUCUUAGCGGAGUCCCCUGCAAAAGCGGAUCUUCCUCCAACUUGACUUCUGACGCAACAAAAGUAUACGGAGGCUUCCAGCUUGUGCCGGCAACAGACGGACAGUUCGCCUUUUUGAUUCCUAACGCUGCCUUUGCUCCAAACGGUCCCGUUAUUCCAGUGUAUGCCAACAAUUCCAGCACACCUGUUCCGGUGGCCGUGUCUCCGGGAGCACCGUCCGUCACGUCAGAUUCCGUUUGGCGGCCUUGGUAGACUAUAAAGAAAGAAAGAAAAAAAGAAAAA